Messenger RNA from Arachis duranensis, 549 nucleotides. RefSeq lists its product as uncharacterized. Lineage: Eukaryota; Viridiplantae; Streptophyta; Magnoliopsida; Fabales; Fabaceae. The transcript is spliced from 5 exons. The record is from RefSeq and is a predicted model, not a curated record. Gene Ontology annotation, biological process: actin filament depolymerization. The coding region runs from base 1 to 549 and encodes 182 amino acids. Gene Ontology annotation, cellular component: cytoplasm; actin cytoskeleton. Gene Ontology annotation, molecular function: actin filament binding.
AUGGCGGUCCAUGAUGACUGCAAGUUGCGGUUUUUGGAGUUCAAGACAAAAAAGACUCACAGGUUCAUAGUUUUCAAGAUUGAGGAGAAUCAGAAGCAAGUCAUUGUGGAGAAGCUUGGUGGGUCAGCUCAAGGCUACGAAGAUUUUGCUGCUUGCCUCCUUCCUAAUGAGUGCCGCUAUACUAUAUAUGAUUUCGAGUUCUUGACCGAAGUUUUGUAUAGGAAUAUGAUCCCUAGUAACUUUACUAUGAAUACAUCUAAUGUGAUGGCUAAUUUGGCCACAGAUCUGCUGCGGGGUUCAGCAUGUGUAGUUAAUGCAGCUAGUAAAAGAGACAUGGCUGUAUUUGCACUUGGAAUGAUCAAGGUUAAGUUAAUUCCAAUAUGGCAUUGUAAGCCACUCUCACAAAGUGUAUUCAAGUAUGCAAUCAUAGAAAACUACUUUUUAGCCAACAAGUUCAACUUUGGGUUUUCUGAAAAGCAGUUAAAUAAAGUUGGACACUUGGUUCCUAUGGGCCAACUAGAAGCGGCACUUGACAUGCUCACAAGAUGA